AUGUCUAACGCGUUGAACGAAGAGAACACGCCUGAUCUCAAGGUUGACGAAAGUCCAAUCUCCCCCAUUGAGCGCCGGAACUCUCUCGAGAAACACCUGCAGCAGCGUCCGGAUGUUCAAGACCUGAAGAAUCGCAACAUCCUCCUCAACAGCAAUGCCGCCCCGGCCCUGCAAGCGAAACAGCACGAACUCGAGCGCCAGAAACAGUCGGACAAUCUAAGGAAGCAGCUCGAGAAGCGACCGGAACGCGAGGAAUUGGUCGAACGAAACAUCCUCCCCGACUCAAGCGCCGCCCCAGCUCUGCAAGCCAGCCAGAAAGCAUUGGACAGACACAUGCGGGCCGACAGCCUUGAGCAUAAGAUCCAGCAGCGACCGAAGCCAGAACAGCUGGUAAAGGAGGGCAUCCUGGAGGCGGAUGAGGACCCGACCAAGGAAUGA
Messenger RNA from Fonsecaea erecta, 438 nucleotides. RefSeq lists its product as hypothetical. Bases 1 to 438 code for a protein of 145 amino acids. The record is from RefSeq and is a predicted model, not a curated record. The transcript is spliced from 3 exons. NCBI's taxonomy places the organism in Eukaryota, Fungi, Ascomycota, Eurotiomycetes, Chaetothyriales, Herpotrichiellaceae.